Messenger RNA from Poecile atricapillus (Black-capped chickadee), 2814 nucleotides. It is a transcript of the gene DPYSL4, whose product is annotated as dihydropyrimidinase like 4. Bases 13 to 2013 code for a protein of 666 amino acids. The record is from RefSeq and is a predicted model, not a curated record. Gene Ontology annotation, molecular function: hydrolase activity, acting on carbon-nitrogen (but not peptide) bonds, in cyclic amides. The transcript has 14 exons. Gene Ontology annotation, cellular component: cytoplasm; cytosol. Lineage: Eukaryota; Metazoa; Chordata; Aves; Passeriformes; Paridae.
GGUGCCGGGCCCAUGUCGGGGCGGCAGCAGGAGCCUCUGCCCGCCUGCUUUGCGGGGCUGGGUGCGGGCAGCCCGCGGCCGCGGCAGAAGCGCGGCGGGAUGUUCUGCAGCGUGGAGGAUGCCUUCGACAACAAGACGCUGAACUUCGCCUCGCUCGCUGCCUCCGGAACGGCAACACCCGUCGGGGGGCAGCGCCGGGACACCCACCCGGGACCGAGCCCCGACGCGGCACCGAGCCCCGAACCCGAACCCGGCCCCGGCCCCGGAGCGGCCGCGCUGCCCCCGAGAGCCGCCGCUCCGGCCGCGCUGCCCGACGGCUGCCGGCAGAGUGAGCAGCUUCUAAUCAAAGGAGGAAAAAUCGUCAAUGAUGAUCAGUCAUUUUAUGCAGACGUUUAUGUGGAGGAUGGCUUAAUAAAACAGAUGGGAGAGAACCUGCUGGUUCCCGCUGGCACCAGGACCAUCGAUGCCUACGGGCAGCUGGUGAUGCCGGGGGGCAUCGACGUCCACACGCGGCUGCAGGCGCCCGCCGUGGGCAUGAGCUCGGCCGAUGGAUUCUUCCAGGGCACCAAGGCAGCGCUGGCAGGAGGCACCACCAUGAUCAUUGAACACGUGUGCCCAGACGUGGGGAGCAGUCUCCUGGCCUCCUACGAGCAGUGGCGCAGCCGCGCUGACAGCCAGGCCUGCUGUGACUACGGGCUGAGCGUGGACAUCCCGCGCUGGCACGAGAGCCUGAGGGAGGAGCUGGAGGCCCUGGUCAAGGACAAGGGUGUGAACUCCUUCCUGGUGUUCAUGGCUUACAAGGACAAGCUGCAGUGCACUGAUGGCCAGAUGUACGAGAUCUUCUGCAUCAUCCGGGACCUGGGGGCCAUCGCCCAGGUGCACGCGGAGAACGGAGACAUCAUCGAGGAGGAGCAGAAGAGGCUGCUGGAGCUGGGGAUCACGGGCCCGGAGGGGCACGUCCUGAGCCGCCCCGAGGAGGUGGAGGCAGAGGCCGUGUUCCGUGCCAUCACCAUCGCCAGGCAGGCCAACUGCCCCCUCUACGUCACCAAGGUCAUGAGCAGGGCUGCCGCAGACGUCCUGGCGCAGGCGAAGAGGAGAGGCGCCGUGGUGUACGGGGAGCCCAUCACCGCCAGCCUGGGCACCGACGGCUCCCACUACUGGAGCAAAAACUGGGCCAAAGCCGCCGCCUUCGUCACGUCCCCCCCCAUCAGCCCCGACCCCAGCACGCCCGAUCACCUCAGCACUCUGCUCUCCAGCGGGGACCUGCAGGUCACCGGCAGUGCCCACUGCACCUUCAGCACUGCGCAGAAGGCCGUGGGCAAGGACAACUUCACCCUCAUCCCCGAGGGCACCAACGGCGUGGAGGAGCGGAUGUCCGUGGUGUGGGAGAAGUGUGUGGUGCCUGGGAAGAUGGAUGAGAACGAUUUCGUAGCAGUCACCAGCACCAACGCUGCCAAGAUCUUCAACUGCUACCCCAGGAAGGGGCGCGUGGCUGUGGGCGCCGACGCAGACCUGGUGCUGUGGAACCCCAAGGCUACAAAAAUCAUCUCAGCAAAAACCCACAAUUUGAACGUGGAGUACAACAUAUUUGAAGGCACCGAGUGCCACGGGGUCCCAACCGUGGUCAUAAGUCAGGGAAAAGUUGUCCUUGAAGAUGGGAAUCUGUGCGUCACCCAGGGCUCAGGUCGCUUCAUCCCUAGGAAAACAUUCCCUGACUUCGUUUAUAAACGGAUAAAGGCAAGAAACAGGCUGGCCGAGGUUCACGGCGUGCCCCGGGGGAUGUACGACGGGCCGGUGCACGAGGUGCCGGCCAGCGUCAGGGCCGUGGCGCCCGGCGCGGCGUCGCGCAUCGCGCCCGGCACCGGCAAAGCCGCGCCCGCGCCCGUGCGCAACCUGCACCAGUCCGGCUUCAGCCUGUCCGGGUCACAGGCAGAUGAUCACAUUGCCCGGCGCACGGCGCAGAAGAUCAUGGCCCCGCCGGGCGGGAGGUCCAACAUCACCUCGCUGUCCUGACGCUGUCCUGGCUCUGUCCUGACGCUCUCCUGGUGCUGUCCUGGCGCUGUCCUGGCGCUGUCCCCACACCGGGCGCCGCCAGGUCCUGCGGGAAGGGGCCGGUGGGCUGCUCUCCACGCAGGAGGACGAGCGAGCGGCGCUCGCCAGCUGUGCCAGCCCUUCCCUCGUAGGUAGAAAGUAGAGUGGUCCCUGAGGUAGCUCCCAGUGGGUUCUCUGUCAGUGUUCCUUCGCUAGCUGCUAGGAAAGCCCUUCCUUUCCCCGUGCAUGCGGCACCGCCACCUCCCCAGCGCUGCGGGGCCAGCUGGGGCGGACAUGAAGGCACAUCCAGGCUGGAUCACGCUCUUUUCCAGCAGCAUCCCCUGCCCGCUCACAUCAGAGGGCUUCUGACCGAUGAGCACUUCCAUGGUUUCCAGUCAGAGCCCUCCGCCCUGGCCGUGCUCCCGGAGCCACCCCAGCCCGUGUGUCCCCUGGCAGUCACAGCUCAGGGGUGGCUGCAGCCCCGUGUCCUGGGGCAGAGAGGUGCUGGCCCUCCACUGGCCAUGCUGUGGGCCAGUGUCCUUCUCCCAGCCUUGUUUUUUAAAGGUUAUUUAUACAGUUUUUCAAGAACUGAGUGUGAGUCCAACACCCAAUACCAGGGCUCGUUUGGAGGCCAGGUGCAUGCGACACACUUUUUUAUAGAGAUUAUUCUAGCCCAGUUAUUAUAUUUAAAGGUGUGUACAUAGAGUAAACCUCUGGCCAUAGAGCCAUGCAUGUACCUCCAGGAAUGGCUUUCUGUUCCUGUCUGCUCCUUGCUUGGAAUAA